CGAGCACAGGCGCAGUCGCAAGGCUCUACUCGCUGCUUCUACCUCUAGCCCAUGUCCCGCGACUCUCGGUGAGCCAAUUGGCUCUGCGACGAACCUUGCGACAAACCACACACCAUUUACUUGUCGAAACUCGCCCAUCAUGAGGGCGACGCAAACUCUCCUCUCGAGGAACUUCUUCGGGCGAAGCAUGGACGAGCUCAGGCGACGAACACAGAUCGCCGUCUCCUUCGAGGCCGUCAAGGGCGCCACGAAACCCAAGCCCCUCUACGACUUCAACACCUCCAACAACGUCCGCGACUGCAUCGUCAUGACCGACAAGACCAUCGGCGGCUUCUCCGACAGCAACUUUGAACACGCAACAUCCACCGACCCGAAAUCCCCCUCCUCCUACGCCCGCUUCUACGGCUCCAUCUCUACACGCCUCCCCGCCGACAAGCCCAACAUCCAGCGCACCGGAUUCGCCGGCUUCCGAACUCCCGAUCAGCGACCUACGGUGUUUGGUCGAUCGAUGUGGGAUAUCGAUCCCUUCCUGUACCUUGCGCUGCGAGUCAAGUCAGAUGGUCGCAGUUACUUUGUCAAUCUACAAACCGAGAGUGUGGAACCCUCAGAUCUGCACCAGCACAGACUGUUCGCCAAGCGGCCAGGACAAUGGGAAACGGUGCUCAUCAAGUGGAACGACUUUGUACGAACGAAUCACGGUUUCGUUGUUGAGCCUCAGACUGAGAUGCUGAGGCAAAAGGUUCUGAGUGUGGGUGUCGGACUGACGGAUCGUGUAGAGGGACCGUUUGAGCUUUGCAUUGAGAGAGUAUGGGCUACGAACGAUGUGUCAGAGGCCGAUUCAGGAGCACCAACCGUUGAGGCCAAGGCAGAGGAGACGCCAGCAAAGGGGACGCCAGCAGAGGGUGGGUUGAGGAACAGAAAGGGUGAAAAAGUACGAUGGUAGACAUCAGGAGGUGGAACAAGCGUUGCGUGGAACAACCACGAUUGAUGAGGAACGAGGCAUUGCACGUGUAUCAUAAAUCUCAUGCUCUUGAAGAAGAGUACCCCUGAGGGCUGGUUCAUAUCUCACUCGUCCUUGUACGAAUAAAAUGUUUAAUC
This is a messenger RNA of Fusarium vanettenii 77-13-4, 1098 nucleotides long. RefSeq lists its product as uncharacterized. Gene Ontology annotation, biological process: mitochondrial respiratory chain complex I assembly; mitochondrial electron transport, NADH to ubiquinone. The coding region runs from base 140 to 943 and encodes 267 amino acids. NCBI's taxonomy places the organism in Eukaryota, Fungi, Ascomycota, Sordariomycetes, Hypocreales, Nectriaceae. Gene Ontology annotation, cellular component: mitochondrion. The record is from RefSeq and is a predicted model, not a curated record. The transcript is spliced from 2 exons.